AGUAAUUAAGCCUAAAUAAAAAGGUUCGGCAACUCCAAUCAACUCAGCAUUUACAGACGCCCUCUCUCCCGGCGCUAAAAAAAUAAAAUUCCGGUCUAUUUUCCGAUGACUACGGUGCAAGGCAAAUGGAUCAAGCUUGAUCAAAACGGUGCCGGACCGGGAGCAAGAAGCUCACAUGCAAUAACAAUCGUCGGACAAAAGGCCUACGCAUUCGGCGGCGAGUUUUCACCACGCGUUCCGGUGGACAACAAGCUCCACAUUUUUGAUCUCCAAACUCAGUCAUGGUCUGUCCCAGAAGUCACCGGAGACGUUCCUCCGCCGCGAGUUGGUGUCACAAUGGCUGCUGUUGGCGGAAUCAUCUAUGUCUUUGGAGGCAGAGAUGGUACUCAUAAGGAGCUUAACGAGCUCUACUCUUACGACACGUGUACUCACAAGUGGACCCUACUUUCUUCCGGUGAUACUGGCCCUCCUCACCGGAGUUAUCAUUCUGCCACUUCCGAUGACCGACACGUGUUUAUCUUUGGUGGGUGUGGUGUGGAUGGGCGGUUGAAUGAUCUGUGGGCUUAUGAUACAGUGGAGGGAAAAUGGGUCAAGUAUCCGAGCCCGGGUGAUAGCUGUAAGGGUAGAGGUGGGCCUGGGCUUUCUGUGACCCGAGGAAAAAUAUGGGUUGUAUAUGGGUUUGCUGGUGUAGAGGCGGAUGACGUCCAUUGCUAUGAUCCGGUUCUUGAGAAGUGGGACCAAGUGGAGACAAGUGGCGAAAAACCAACGGCUAGAAGUGUAUUUUCAACGGUUGGGAUUGGAAAGUACAUAGUUAUAUAUGGGGGAGAAGUGGACCCUAGUGACCAGGGCCAUAUGGGGGCCGGGAAAUUCACCGGCGAUCUGUACGCAUUAGACACGGAUACUUUAGUAUGGCUGAAAUUGGACGAUGGGCCGGGCUCGAAAAAUCACCCCGGCCCGCGAGGAUGGUGCGCUUUCGCCUCGGGUAGCUUGGGUGGUAAGUUAGGGCUUUUGGUGUAUGGGGGUAACUCUCCGAGUAAUGAUCGGUUGGAUGACAUUUUCUUUUUGACUACUAGCUUAUAAGUAAUUGAAAAAUGAUUCUGCUAUUUGGAUUUUAAUGUAUGGUUUUAUGUAACUGAAAAAUGUAUUGUUAUUUGGGUUUUAAUGUAUUGUUUUGUUAAGAA
This is a messenger RNA of Mercurialis annua (annual mercury), 1181 nucleotides long. Its product is annotated as nitrile-specifier protein 5. Bases 106 to 1080 code for a protein of 324 amino acids. Gene Ontology annotation, molecular function: enzyme regulator activity; protein binding. The transcript is spliced from 2 exons. Gene Ontology annotation, biological process: nitrile biosynthetic process. Gene Ontology annotation, cellular component: cytosol; nucleus. The record is from RefSeq and is a predicted model, not a curated record. Lineage: Eukaryota; Viridiplantae; Streptophyta; Magnoliopsida; Malpighiales; Euphorbiaceae.